Molecule: messenger RNA, 531 nt
Organism: Guyanagaster necrorhizus
Lineage: Eukaryota; Fungi; Basidiomycota; Agaricomycetes; Agaricales; Physalacriaceae
Exons: 1
Coding region: 1-531 (176 amino acids)
Source: RefSeq, a predicted model, not a curated record
AUGCCCAAUGCAACAAGACAUGGCAAACACCUAAUUUGGGCUCCCUCCACACAUAUCGGUUUCCAACAGGUCAAUCCGAAUUACACACCCCAGGCUGAACAGCAGCACUUCACUCUGCAGACAGUACGCUUCCCUGACAAUAACUUUCGUGCUGUCCCGCCUCAGGAAAGAGGAGAAAUCAUGUCGUUCACCAAUAAUUCCUUUGGUGCAGCAACCUACUCCAACGUGACUUUCACCCCAGAUCGAGUUACAUAUAACGAUACAUUCAAUGCGCCUGACGAUACUUCCAGUGGUCAACUCUUCAGUUGGCAGCACCCAUUGGAGUAUGUUGCCCCAGUUCCGCAAGCCUUGCAUUUCGUACCAGAUGCCGUUGGUCAUUAUGGUUCGUACCAAACUUAUGAAGCUACGGCGCAGACAUAUGAGUAUGAGGGGGGCUACAGUGAUAUGUCGCGGCAAACAAUGGACAAUGGGUUGUUCGUAGGUGGUGAGCGAGUACUGCGAGAUGAAGGAAUUAAUGGCGGUGUGUAUUAG